AUGGGACGACAUCUCAGCCCUAAGCCGUGCAGAGAAAGAUCUUAUCUGUGCAGACUCCCAUCUGACUACCUUACAACCAGACGCCCACCAGAUACUCUCCCAAUUGUCGGAAACGCCAUCCACUUCCUCAAGCCCCGUCAUGUCUUGUUCGACUGGUUCGUCAAGUGCCAGAACCUCUUUGGCCAUGAAACCUUUGAGAUAUCGGUCCCGACUCUGCCGCCGGGAGUGGUCAUCAACAGUCCUGAAAACCUGGAGUUCGUCCUGAAGAGCGAGGCGGCCAUCACCAAGGGCGAAUUCUUCAGAUCGCGAUCGUGGGACUUGUUCGGGUAUGGCAUCAUCAAUGCUACAGGCGACCUCUGGCGAGCCCAGCGUAAAGCCGGCCUGAAAUUCUUCAGCGGCGCCAAUCUCGACGCUCUCAUAGAGGAUGUCCUGCCAGAAGUAUACACCGACAUGACGAGGAGGGACCUCUUGCAGGCCGCCAACGACGGUUCCAUCGUCGACUUACAAACGAUCUUUCACGACCUCACGACAACCGUUGUCGGACACAUGGCGUACGACAUGGAAAUAUCAGCCUCAUCGUCCUUUAGCAAAGCCUUCGACCACGCGUCCUCCCACAUUGGUCUGCGGUUUCAGAACCCGCUGUACCGGCUCACCGAGCUCUUCACGGCAUCCGGGGGGCAAUUCCACGACUCCCUCAGCGAAGUCAAGCGAUUCGGUCGUGAGAUCGUUUUGAACGCACGUAAACGCCGCUCUCGCGCCGCGUUCGAGAGUCUCAUCACCGACGACCCCGUCCCCGCCGCCAACAACCCCGACUUCCACGGCACACUGAUCGACUCGCUGAUCGAGUCGUUCGCGGACCCGCAGGUCGUCGCCGACUCUGCUCUCAACUUCCUCUCGGCGGGCCGCGACACCACAGCCCAAGCGCUGACGUGGACCUUUUACGCGCUCUUGCGCCAUCCGAGUGCGCUUGACGAUAUCAGGACCGAAAUCGCCGCGAAAGUGCCACUGCCGCAGCUGGACGACGCGGACGAUCUCGAAUCCACCACCGCCAACACUACCACCACUACUAUCGACAUCUCGUCCUUACAGCCCACGACCCUCCCGCUGACCGUCGCCACGUUCUACGAGGCGCUGCGUCUCUACCCCCCUGUGCCGUUCGAGAUCAAACAGACAACCACGCCCGUGACGCUCCCGGACGGGACGUACCUCCCCGCCGGCGCCGUGGUGGUGUGGUGUAUCUGGGCCUUCAACCGCGCGCGGGCGACGUUCGGCGACGACGCGCACCUCUUCCGACCGCGCCGCUGGAUCGACGACCAGGGCAGGUUCACGCCGAAGUCGCCCUUCGAGUUCCCCGUCUUCAACGGCGGGCCGAGGGCGUGCCUGGGCAAGAAAAUGGCAGAGGUCAUGGCCGUGUGGGUCAUGAUCAGGAUGUGCACGGAUUGGGAUGUUGUCGAGGAAGGACAACAGGAACAAGACACCGCGCUUAAGACGGACGGUACGGACAGUACGGACAGCGUGGACAACGCCACAACGUCACCUGCACCGCGCACACCCCAACCCCGUCGUCGAUUCGAACGAGGAAAAUCACCCCUCCCCUUGCCCGAGAGGGUGAGCGCGAAUAGUCUGACUUUGCCGAUGGAGGGAGGGCUGCCCUGUCGGAUCAGGGUCAGGGCCAGGGCCAGAAAACAGUGA
Messenger RNA from Exophiala spinifera, 1692 nucleotides. RefSeq lists its product as uncharacterized. Bases 1 to 1692 code for a protein of 563 amino acids. The transcript is spliced from 4 exons. Gene Ontology annotation, molecular function: iron ion binding; monooxygenase activity; heme binding. Lineage: Eukaryota; Fungi; Ascomycota; Eurotiomycetes; Chaetothyriales; Herpotrichiellaceae. The record is from RefSeq and is a predicted model, not a curated record.